AUGUUUGCAAGAAGCAUUCGUACUGCUGCAGCGCUCAUCGCCCUUCUUGGGACAAGAACAUCUGCAUCUCCCAUCUCUCCAGGCUUAACUCUGGGUGAAGGGCUUCUCGUGCAGACAUCUAGCGGGCCGGUCCAGGGGUUCAUCAAUCUGACCACGCCCGACGUUCGUCAGUUCCUGGGAGUCCCCUUCGCAGAGCCUCCCAUCGGGGAGCUCCGCUUUGCAAAGCCCGUGGAGAAGAAGCCCAAUGGGAUGGUCAAUGCCUUCGCGCUUCCUCCUUCCUGCAUACAGCAAACGAGCAACAGCUCGUCGAUAUACACCGCCUAUGAGAAGGGGUUCCUGAUCAGCGGCGGUGACUCGGAAGAUUGCCUCUACCUUUCGAUUUGGGCACCUAAGGUGGAGAGUAUCCGCUCCCAGGAGCGACCGCUGCCUGUGCUGCUCUAUGUCCCAGGUGGAGGCUUCACGAGCGGUGGCCAGGCUUCCAUGUAUAAAAUUCCCGAUCAUUGGAUUCAGCGAUCGCAGUCACAUAUUGUGGUCAUUAUGAAUUACCGUGUCAAUGUCUUUGGGUUCCCUAAUGCUGAAGGUCUGCAAGAUCAGAACCCCGGUCUCCUCGACCAGCGAACGGCUGUAGAGUGGGUGCACGCCAAUAUCGCAAACUUCGGCGGUGACCCGGACAGGAUCACCCUCUGGGGCCAGUCUGCAGGAGGAGGCAGUGUCUCACUCUAUACUUACUCGUACCCCGAUGACCCCAUUGUGGCUGCUGUGGCCGCCGACUCGGGUGCCCCAGGCAUUGUGAGCUUUCAGGACUAUGCCCAUACCAAUUUUACCUUCCUAGCCGGUCUCGUCGGCUGCGGUGGGCUGAACAGCUCAUCAGCCGAGCUCAGCUGCGUGCGAGGUGUGCCUGCAAAGACCAUACAGAAUGCACUUUCCACGUAUUCCGGUACACCAUCCAUCUCCUUCAAGCCGUCUGUGGACAAUGUCACGGUCUUCGCGAACUGGACUCAGCGGGCGCUCGAAGGCAAGGUCGCCAAAAUUCCCAUGAUAAUCGGUAGCAACGCCAACGAAGGAGCCGGCUUCGUCUCCUUCACGCCCAAUGGACCCGGUGCCGCAACGCUCUUCAAGCUAACCGAGUCCAUCAUCGCCUGCCCCGUUGCUCACGAAGUCAAGAAUCGCAAUUUAGCCGGUCUGCCGACUUACCGUUACCAGUACGCGGGAAACUUCACCAACAUCUCGCCCCUCCCUUGGUUCGGGGCCUACCAUAGCUCCGAGCUGCCGAUCCUCUUCGGCACGCACAAUCAAUAUGGCGGACCUUCGACGCAGUUCGAGUGGGAGGUCAGUUACGCCAUGGAGGCCCUCUGGCUAUCUUUCGCGGAGGAUCCCUCGCGGGGGCCGGUCCGUCUGACCGUCGAGAGUGCUGCACUCAACCCAAACAAUAGUAGCUACUUCGCGUGGCCGGAGUUCCAGCAGGGGUCGUCUAAUCUCGUGGUGUUCGCAGAGAAUGAUGUAUUGAUGCAGCUGGUGACCUCCGACCGCAUUGACGAUCAUUGCUCGGGCCUGUGAAGCUCGAGGAGGUGUAUUGUUUAC
This is a messenger RNA of Aspergillus homomorphus CBS 101889, 1581 nucleotides long. RefSeq names its product carboxylesterase. Bases 1 to 1557 code for a protein of 518 amino acids. The record is from RefSeq and is a predicted model, not a curated record. The transcript is spliced from 4 exons. Lineage: Eukaryota; Fungi; Ascomycota; Eurotiomycetes; Eurotiales; Aspergillaceae.